Molecule: messenger RNA, 1220 nt
Organism: Camelus dromedarius (Arabian camel)
Lineage: Eukaryota; Metazoa; Chordata; Mammalia; Artiodactyla; Camelidae
Product: zinc finger protein 382
Exons: 4
Coding region: 164-505 (113 amino acids)
Biological process (GO): regulation of DNA-templated transcription
Source: RefSeq, a predicted model, not a curated record
ACCAGGUUUCUGGCAUUGGUAAGGGAGCAGGAUUUGUUUAUUUUCUCACUAAUCUCCAUCCUGAAUUUGUGUGGGGUCCACAGAGUAGGCAAGUGCUGAAACUGUGACAGUUGACACAGAUUUAACACAGACACUGAGUUAUUCUGGGAGAUCUACGUCAAAUAUGGAUUCACAAGGCUCUAUAUCCUCCCAUCUCUCCCUUCUCAGGACUCUUCCCUUGUCCAAAAGGAGAGCUCAAAAGAGAAGGCAAAUUCUUAAAGCCAUGCCUCAGGGAUCAGUGUCAUUCAAGGAUGUGACUGUGGACUUCACCCAGGAGGAGUGGCAGCAACUGGACUCUGCUCAGAAGGCCCUCUACAGGGAUGUCAUGUUGGAAAACUAUUGUCACUUCGUCUCUGUGGGCUUUCACAUGACUAAGCCCGAUAUGAUCCACAAGUUGGAACAAGGAAAAGAACUAUGGACAACAGGGAGAAUUUUUCCAAGUCGUAGUUACCUAGGAAACAACUAGAAAACUGGACAAGAUGUUGAACAACAGGCAGCACAGGCCUGGAUUCCUGAGAGAAGAAAAACAAAUGAGAUGCACCCUACCUCAUUCCAGGCUUUCAUCUGAAGGCAACUUCCAAACUGCAGUGCAGAAAGAGGAAUCCAAAAAACACUUGACAAUUUUAUUGACUUAAGGGGACCAACACUGGCAUUCAAGGAGACUGAGGUGGCUAGAAUUUGCAGGACACACUUCCCCAAAAGAGGGAGCUAUGUAGGGAAAGAGUUCCCCAAAUCUGGAAAAGGUUCCCCUUGAGUCUUUGGCUAAAUACACAUCUGCACGUUUGUAGGUGUUGAAACCUUAUGAGACCAGGCAAGGACACGUUCUAAGAAAAAUACAAUUACCACGGUGUUGUGAGACAAACAAUUCCCAUAGCCUACUGCACCAGGAAUCAUUUUAUUUCCCUCCAGCCAGAGUGGAGAGAACUUGUUAAUACAUAGGACAUUAGAGAGAUUCCUUAGAAAGGUCACAUCUAAUAAAUGGGGCUAGAUUAGCCAUCGAUCAGAGACUGCAAGAUUUGCCAUAAAAGAGCUUAAAUAAAAGCAUCAAAAGGAUUUAACCAAUCCAAAAGUAAUUGCUGUGUGUCUGUUGGGUCCUCCAAGGAGAUGCUGAGAUGGAGUUGGGAGUGUCAUAGAUUUAUUAGAGGUGACAUCUAUGAAAGAUAAAAGGAAAAAGUGAGAUC